Molecule: messenger RNA, 2741 nt
Organism: Phasianus colchicus (ring-necked pheasant)
Lineage: Eukaryota; Metazoa; Chordata; Aves; Galliformes; Phasianidae
Source: RefSeq, a predicted model, not a curated record
AUGAGAUUUAAGAGCUGUUUUUUCUUCCUAGUUUUGAUGAAUUCAGGCAAACUCUUUGCAGAAGAUAAACUUUGUGAUUUGCCGCACGUAGAAAAUGGAAGGAUUGCCCCAUAUUAUUACAGCUUCAAAGGUUACUAUUUCCCUAUGCGUAAAGGAAAAAGCCUUUCCUAUUCUUGUGUGGCUGGUUAUACUACUGAAACCGGGACUCAAGACGGAAGAAUAACUUGUACAGCAAAAGGAUGGUCUCCAGUGCCACAAUGCUACAAAAAAUGUAAUAAGCCUCUUCUGGAACAUGGCAUUUUUUAUGGUACAGAAAUGUACUUCAAAAUACAUGAGAAAUUACAAUACAAAUGUAAUCAAGGGUACCACGCUCCCAGCGGUGGUACUGAAGAUACGGUGCAAUGUCAAUCAGAUGGAUGGUCUUCCCAGGCAAGCUGUACUAAGAAAGUUGAGUCAUGCCAAGUGCCUGAGUUACAUCAUGGCACCUACUUCACGACCCUGCGAGAGCUCCGAGUGAAUGAAGUGCUGCUGUAUAAAUGCGAUGAGGGAUACCACGCUGCAGGAGGAAACACUAUAGGAGAGGCAGUUUGUCUCGCUCAUGGAUGGUCCCUUACUCCAAACUGCUCGAAAAAAACCUGCCCCUCCUUGGGUGUAAUAGAACAUGGAGGUUUCUAUCCUGUGAAGAAAAUCUAUGAAGAAGGAGAUGUUGUUCAUUUUUUCUGUGAGAAAAAUUAUUCUUUCCGUGAAUUUGACCUGAUUCAAUGUUAUUACUUUGGAUGGUAUCCAGAUCCUCCAGUGUGUGAAGAUGUAAGAAAUAAAUGUCCUCCGCCACCACUGCCUCCUCACGCCCGUAUCAUCGCAGUUAGGAGAACAUAUCACAAUGGCGACAGAGUUCGUAUACAGUGUCGGAGUGAAUAUGAAAUAAGAGGAUCUGGGGAAAUCCAGUGUGAAAAAGGAAAGUGGACGUCACCUCCUAUCUGCAUGGGAUCUAUGGAUAAAAGGGAAUCUGAGACACCAGUAUUCAAGGAAAAUGCGUCGAUAAGGGCAAGCGAAACGUAUCACAGUGAAGAAAUGAAAAUACAGCAAAACUGUACCUCCCCACCAGUGAUUAAAAAUGGUGUUCUCCUUGGCCCUUUAUUACCGAGUUACAAAAAUGGUAGCUCAGUAGAAUACGGUUGCCAGCGUUACCAUUUUUUGGAUGGACCCAGUACUGUUUACUGCAAACAAGGAAAUUGGACAGAACGGCCUACUUGCUUGGAUCCGUGCAUUCUUAAUGUAACUGAUAUGAACAGUAACAACAUAGAGUUGAAAUGGAGACAGGAAGAAUUCGUCUUCCUACACGGUGAUCUCAUUGAGUUCGAAUGUAAGCGAGGAUACAAAUUUCCCCAUACUACCAUGCCAUCCCCUGGGAGAACUCAGUGUGACCGUGGAAGGCUGAAAUACCCCAAAUGUAUUUUGCAAGUUCCCACGGAAAAAUGUGACUCUCCACCGUCUAUUGCAAAUGGAGCUCUUACUCUCCCACCUCUGGCCCAGUAUGACAAUGGUUCUUCAGUUCAGUAUAGUUGCUCUGAUUAUUACUUCUUGCAAGGAUCUGAGAGAAUUUAUUGUUCCGAAGGCCGGUGGACUUCACCACCACUUUGUAUAGAGCCGUGCACUUUGUCAAAGAAUGAAAUGGAAAAAAAUAAUGUGCUGCUGGAAAGUUUUUAUGAGAACCAAGUUUACUUUUACCAUGGAGAAUAUGUUGGAUUUUAUUGCAAACAGAACCAUGUUGGAGCAGAAUCUGGUGUGACUUUAUUUCAAGUGCAGUGCAAGAGAGGACAGCUAGAGUAUCCAAGAUGUGUCGAAAGGAGAGAAUAGGUAAGUAUGACUUCAAAAAAAAUGUAUAGGAAAGGUAUGUAUGUGUUCUUUACCUACUAUUAAUGGCUGCACUAAGGUGGCCUCCUACCUUCAAGAUGACUACAGUUGACUUUGAGAAAUGAGUGUUCAAUGGCAUUGUUGAAUCUGAGUUGAAGAGAGAGGGAAAUGAAAAAAUGUUCUGUGGACUGAGGACUGAGUAUACAGCAGCACAAUGCAAUAUUUCAGACUGCAUGUGGAAAUGUUAGGAAGAAGAAUUUUGUGAGGCUUACAGUUCUUCUGCCAGUGCUUCUGUUCAAGAGAAUGUCAAAAGGAGUAUUUGUGUUUGUGGAACUUGGAUUUUAGUUACCUUGUGUAGGCAGUACACGUGAUGAAUUGUUUAUCACUGUAUUCAGCUUAUUGCUGCAUUUUCACUAGGACUGUUUUCAUAAUACUGCUUACUAUUAUUAACGUUGCUCAUAUAUUGUCAAGAUUUCUUCUCAUUCUGUUGCUGUUAUUGCAUUCAAAGUUAUGCAUUUGUUUUACUACCAGAUCUUCAGCUCUGGCUGAAGCCGGGGGGAGGGAGAGCUCCCCUUUGGCAACAAUACAUGGCAGACGAAUGCCAUUUGUAAGGCUGUGAAGAUGAGCACAUAAAGUAAAUAACGUGCUGCAGUAGCCUACUGCUUUGCACUGAAAGUACUGGCAGUGCUUUUCCUGUCAUCUGGAUAAGGUUUGGAAACAAGAGGCUUCAUCAAAGUUGAAAAACAAACAAACAAACCAACCCAACAUGCACUUCUUCUCAAUACAAACGUUAAAAUACACUGUCUACCUCUCUCUCAUUCCCACAGUGCAGACAGCUAAAUGGAACCCCUACGCAAUAUGGAGCACCAGCUCUUCCCCCAGGACAC